AUGAAUAUUACAAAAAAUUCGAGAUAAUUGAUUAUUGUUGAAAAGAAAAUAAUUUUCUUCUAAAAAAAACUAUAUAACAUUGAGGUUAACUGUGUUCGAUCGGUGUUUAUUGAAUUGCAAUUAAUUCAAAAGCAAUAAUUAUUUCAUGGGAAGAAAGAAAAGAGCUUAAUCGCCCUAAUAUGAAUAUAAACAGUUUAAUGUUUGUGAACAAUAUUAAAGCGUUCAGGAGUUUUCAUAAGUUAUACAAUUACAAUGCAACAAUAAAGAAUCCGCUAAUAGAAGUAACUCGUUUAUUGGCUACCAAGUCUGUGAAUAUAUUUAAUCGACAAACUAAAUUUUUACAAAGAGAAAGAGCUGCAUUCGAUGAGAAUGUGCAUGUUUAUGAUUACUUAAAAGAGGAAGUUGGCUAUAGACUUUCUGAUCGUAUAUUUGAUAUUAAAAAAACUUUUAAUGUUGCUGUGGACUUUGGCUGUGGUAGAGGAUAUAUUUCAAAAAAUGUGUCUCAUGACAAUAUCGAAAAGCUUAUAAUGUGUGAUAUGAGUUCAAAAAUGCUAGACCAGGCCCAUUGUGCGGAAGGGCUAGUGACAUCAAAACAUACUUUGCAGGAUGAUUAUUUGCAUUUUGAAGAAUCAAGCAUUGAUCUUGUCUUAUCGAGUAUGUAUUUGCACUGGAUAAAUGAUUUACCAGGAUGUUUUAAAUCAAUUUUAAAAAGUCUAAAACCUGAUGGAGUUUUUAUGGCAGCCCUAUUAGGAGGUGAUACUUUAUAUGAACUAAG
Molecule: messenger RNA, 775 nt
Organism: Ctenocephalides felis (cat flea)
Lineage: Eukaryota; Metazoa; Arthropoda; Insecta; Siphonaptera; Pulicidae
Product: arginine-hydroxylase NDUFAF5, mitochondrial-like
Biological process (GO): mitochondrial respiratory chain complex I assembly
Cellular component (GO): mitochondrion
Molecular function (GO): S-adenosylmethionine-dependent methyltransferase activity
Source: RefSeq, a predicted model, not a curated record